ACGACGCGCCGGUUGCCCUGGUGGCGGUUGCUAGGCACGGUUUCGGUCGGCGCGUUCCCGGUUCCAGUGUGCGCGUUCUCGCGGGUAUGCCAGGCGGACACCGGAGCGCUGACGUCACCGGCUGCUGCAGAUUAAAAAAUAUUUAACAAAAAGAAAUGAACUAAAAAAGAAGUGCCUAAUUUUCGUUCUGACCAGAAGAUCAGCAGAUUCUCUGCAACAUGGAUCUACAAUUAAACCGCAUGGAUUACCUCCAGGUAGGAGUAACGUCGCAGAAAACAAUGAAAUUGCUCCCUGCUUCUGGGCGGCGUGCAACUCAAAAGGUGGUGAUUGGGGACCAAGAUGGAAUUGUUACAUGCUUUGGUAUCAAGAAGAGUGAAGCUGUGCCAGUUUUCAAGACACUGCCAGGGCAAAAGAUUUCACGGCUGGAACUUGGAGGAGCUCUUGGUACAGUUCAGGAGAAAAUUUUUGUUGCAGCUGGAUCUGAAGUUCGAGGUUUCACUAAGAGAGGGAAACAGUUUCUAUCUUUUGAGACUAACUUAACUGAAAGCAUCAAAGCUAUGCAUAUUUCUGGUUCUGACCUCUUUCUGUGUGCCAGUUAUAUCUACAACCAUUAUUGUGAUUGUAAAGACCAACACUAUUACUUGUCUGGAGAUAAAAUCAGUGAUGUAAUCUGUUUGCCAGUGGAAAAAUUAGAACGCAUUACUCCUAUUCUGGCAUGUCAGGAUCGAGUACUUCGUGCUUUACAGGGUUCUGAAUUGUUGUAUGAAGUUGAAGUUCCAGGUGCACCUUCUGUUUUGACUUUGAAUGAUGGAAAUGGAGGUGAAAGUGGAGAGGAAAUUCUCUAUGGAACAUCGGAUGGAAAGAUUGGAUUAAUUCAAAUUACAAAGAAUUUGCCAGUACCCAAGUGGGAAAUAUUCAAUGAGAAAAAAAGAGGAGGUGUCUUGUGCAUUGAUAACUUUGAUAUUUUGGGCGAUGGAGUGAAGGACUUACUAAUUGGUCGUGAUGACGGCUCCGUGGAGGUAUAUGGAUAUGAUAGUGCAAAUGAGCCUGUUCUUCACUUUGAACAUGCUUUGACCGAAAGCAUCACUUCAAUCCAAGGAGGAUGUGUUGGGAAGGAUGGCUAUGAUGAAAUUGUGCUAGCCACUUAUUCUGGAUGGGUUACUGGACUUACCACAGAGCCUGUAUAUAAGGAGGCCGGCCCUGGUGAAGAUAUAAAAAUAAGCCAAGAAAUGCAAAACAAGAUAGCUUCUCUCAGGUCUGAAUUGGAACAACUACAGUUUAAGGUUCUACAGGAACGUGAAAGGUACCAGCAGUCUUCACAGUCUUCCACUGCAGUCUCAGCUGUGCCUGUGUUUAGUGUUAAUGAUAAGUUUACAUUGAACCGUGAUGAUGCCAGCUACAGCCUUAUUCUCGAAGUCCAGAUGGCCAUUGACAAUGUAUUGAUACAGAGUGAUGUCCCUGUGGAUCUGCUAGACGUGGAUAAAAAUUCUGCUAUUGUCAGUUUCAGCAAUUGUGAUACAGAGACAAACGGUAACUUCCUUCUUGCUACCUAUCGCUGCCAGGCAAACACAACUUGGAUGGAAUUGAAGUUGCGAUCCAUAGAAGGACAAUAUGGAACCCUGCAAGCAUAUAUAACGCCUCGAAUUCAACCCAAAGCCUGCCAAAUCCGCCAGUACCAAAUCAAACCGCUUUCUUUACAUCAAAGGACUCAUGUAAUUGAUGAAAGCAGACCCAUGAACACUCUGAGCCUCACUGGCCAGUUCAGCUUUGCUGAAAUACAUUCCUGGGUGGUAUUUUGCCUGCCCGAAGUUCCAGAGAAAACUCCAGUGGGAGAGAACAUAACUUUUUAUUUUCAGAAUACAUUCCUGGAUACACAACUCGAGUGCUCCUACAGAAAAGGAGAAGGCAUUUUUAAAUCUGACAAUAUCUCUACAAUCUCCAUAUUGAAAGAUGUACUCUCUAAAGAAGCCACUAAAAGGAAGAUUAACCUCAAUAUAUCUUAUGACAUUACAGAAGAAUCUGUCGGCCACACACUGAAAAUGAUUCACCCAAAGCUAGAGUAUCAGCUACUCUUGGCAAAAAAAGUUCAUUUAAUUGAUGCCCUCAAGGAGCUGCAGAUCCAUGAGGGGAACACGGACUUCCUGAUCCCAGAAUACCGUGCUAUUUUAGAAGAUGCAGAAAAGCUGCAGGAGGAAUAUAAGAAGCAACCUGCACAUCUUGAAAGACUUUAUGGCAUGAUAACAGAUCUUUUCAUUGACAAAUUCAAAUUCAAAGGAACAAAUGUGAAAACAAAAGUACCUCUUUUGUUGGAGAUUUUGGACAACUAUGACCAGGCUGCAUUGAUGAAGUUUUUCGAUACUGCAUGAAAUCAUUUGGAUUGCACUAGAGUACUGUAAACAAAAGCAGUCAUGUACAGUAUUUAUUUUAUCCUAUUUUGUGCUCAGUAGGCCGUCUGUGCCUUGUGAGAUGUUUAUGUAUCUUUGGCAACAAUCGGUUUAAAAGCUUUCUAUUAUUAUUAUUAUAAUAGGCAUUUGUUGUAGCGCCAACUUAUUCCACAGCACUUUACAAUAUUAUUAAGGGAAAAAUUUUACAAUAAAUGAGACAAUUACAAAAUGUUGCAGGAACAAUAGGUUGAUGCUCAAACGAGCUGACAAUUUAUGUUCAGGCAUUGGCAUUUCCACAAUUUGUUGAAGGCUGAGGAUAAGGGGGGUUAUCUAAAGUUAUUAAUUUCCACCUGUAAGAUGAUACAUUUGAACAGUGUAUUUCCUAUGUUAGGAGAACUGCUUUAGUUUUGAUGGUUUGUACAUGUAAUUAAAAUAAAUUAGCAAAAUAAAGAGUUAAAAACAGAUCUACCUUACAAUGCUUUGAUGUGUAUAACACUUCUUGUUUCUAACAAUAGAGGUAUUUAAAGAAUUGUUAAUGUACUUUAUUAUCUAGAAUGUAAAAUCUAGCACGUUUGUAUUUGUUAAGAGCCUGUUGAGUUUUCAGAGAGAACAAUAAAAUGAAUUAUUUUGAUUACAUAGUAAUAGUAAUUGAUACUCUGUAAUGAUUUUGGCACUUUCUGUGUUGCAAUCUGUAAUCCUUUUGUGAAAAGAGAAUUAGUUGGAUCAACUAAAAUGUAUAUUUAGACAUUUUUACCGGUAACUAUAACACUAGUUGGCAGGGUUCUCCCCCCUCCCACCCUCACCAAAUCUGAUUUUUGUUUUUAGCCAUCAAAUGCAUUAAAGAAAAAAA
Pelobates fuscus (common spadefoot toad) is the source of this 3234-nucleotide messenger RNA. RefSeq names its product Bardet-Biedl syndrome 7 (gene BBS7). The transcript has 20 exons. Gene Ontology annotation, biological process: non-motile cilium assembly; intracellular protein localization; intracellular transport. Gene Ontology annotation, cellular component: ciliary basal body; membrane; axoneme. Gene Ontology annotation, molecular function: protein binding. The record is from RefSeq and is a predicted model, not a curated record. The coding region runs from base 219 to 2366 and encodes 715 amino acids. NCBI's taxonomy places the organism in Eukaryota, Metazoa, Chordata, Amphibia, Anura, Pelobatidae.